AUGAGUUCGCUACAGAAAGGUCUACCUUUCCUUCAUUCCGAUGCGGAUGCUGGAUUCCGGAGCGAGCUGUUCAGCUUGAUCAGACAUCUCAUGGAUCGUAUUAAGGCCGCAACAGCGACUUUGACCAAGCCACCAAGCAAGACGAAGAAGAACACAACAAAAGCCUCUCUCGAUUCUCCAUCAGUAUCUAUCGAGUCCUCUGAGCUGGUUACGGCUCACAAAUCCUUUGUCGCGUGGUAUAUUGGAUUUCUCAAAACCGAGUUGCGGCCAACGGCUAGCUAUCAGAGACACAUAUCGGCACUCAAGUGUAUCUUGGUUAUUGCCAAAUCUGGACUUGAUACUCAAAUUCGUGGCUCUGGGCACACAAAGUCUGGAGGCGCCACGGUGCUGUGGCCAUUUUCGUUGAAUGUGGUUGAUAAUGAGAUGACUGAUCUAUUGGUUGAUCUACUCCUCAAUGCUUACGACGACGUCAGAUCCACGGCCGCAGAAAUCCUGAGUCUUGUGGACUCUGAAUCACAGCAGAUGAGUGGUGCAGGAGAUAUGCCUAUGCUAGUAAAAGUCCUUGCACAAGCUGAGGAGAUGUUGAUCUUCAGUGGACGUGCUGAUCAUGCAGAUGGAGUUGCACAUCUAUACAGCAUCUUGUUCAGCCAAUGCUCGCACUUGACCAGCGAAAGUGAGCAGUGGUGGGGUUCGAGAUACAGUAUUCUGGAGCGUCUUGUUCAUGCAAUUGAGCAGACAGUUCAGGUCGCGAACGCGGAUAUCGGCAGAGCUGUCAGCAAGCAUCCUCUGCAUGGCCUGUUCAUUAGCUUGAGGUAUGAAGACUAUUCGGUUAUCACUUGGCUGCAUGCUGAACUCUUANNCAGGUACAUCAUCGAGAAGCCUGGCUUCUAUCAAAUGAUGUCUUCCGAUCCUCUUGUGUUACCGUACCUGCAGAAGCUUUACCUUAGACUCUACGAAAUUUUCCAGUCUCUGUGGACAUGUGUACAUGAUACACUUUGUAAUGAUACCACUGAAGGUAUUGCCGCCGAAGAGCUUGAGCAAGAGGACAUCGGAACGAAGGAUGUUCUGAGCUACUCGUGGCGAGCUCUGAAAGAAUCCAGGUAA
Molecule: messenger RNA, 1104 nt
Organism: Aureobasidium musti
Lineage: Eukaryota; Fungi; Ascomycota; Dothideomycetes; Dothideales; Saccotheciaceae
Source: the annotation of a GenBank genome assembly